Aphanomyces astaci is the source of this 2317-nucleotide messenger RNA. RefSeq lists its product as hypothetical. NCBI's taxonomy places the organism in Eukaryota, Oomycota, Saprolegniomycetes, Saprolegniales, Verrucalvaceae. The transcript has 2 exons. Bases 1049 to 1684 code for a protein of 211 amino acids. The record is from RefSeq and is a predicted model, not a curated record.
GCGGUUACACUUUUCCGGUUACAGAACUUUGUAAUACUUCGAAGUAUUAACGUUACAAGAAAGAACCCCAAUGAGAAUUCCAGACGCGGGUUACUGACGCUGGUUACUUGGUCGAGGUUGAAUUCCGUUUUCGGCUGGCCUGUUCGUAGAGCUGCACAUGCGCCUUCGCCUCGUUCACGGGCCAUUCUUGACUUAACGGGCGCAGCGAAAGCCGAAGGAGGCUGCGGAUGCUGGCAAAGUCAUGGCAAUGGAAAUGGAUGUAGAACGAGUCGACGUCGAACAGAACGUUCAAAAACAACUUUGGAAUGUCGUGCAACUUGAACAAGUACGUGUGGUCCACCACGACGUAGCCAAGGUGCCACGCCCACUCAACCGGGACAUACAUCGACCCGUCCGGCGCCACCACCCGCUUGGAAAAGGACGACCCCAAGCCAAAGACGUCGACGGAAGUGGAACGCUCUUCCAAGAUGAACGCUGUUCCCGAGUCCUGUGGCUGGAUGCGUUGCGACUGCCAUUGCGAUGACACACAGCGCAAGCCCACCGCAAGCACGAGUUGACCCGCCAGGAGCAUCGAAGUGGACCACAUGUAUGCGCUGACUUCGUUUAAGAAAAACCGAAUAUCCAUUGACUUCAAAGAGUGAUACAUCCACACGUCCAAGUGGCCAGGGUGGGACGGAAUCAAGCUGUCCAUGUUGGUCGACUGGACAAACUCCUGACUAAACGUCGGGUUGAGACCCCAUACUUCCCCGUUGAACAGCGUCAAAUUCGCGUCAAAGGCGACGGUCACGACCACGACCACGGUUAAGCUAAAGCAGAUGCGCAAGCGCUUGGCCAUGACGUGGCAAAUUACAACCACCCAGCUCACAAGCAGGCACCGAAUAUGCGCUGGAGGGGGGAUCACGGCGCGAUUCGCCUUCGUUCGCAGCUUCGCCGACACAUCGCUCCAUUCGUAGAGCCCCCAUCCCCGAUCCAAGAGGCAGCUGCCGAUACUGAGGCAGGCAUGCACGAUCAGGACAGAUGUGACCUGAUGGGCAAUGUCCGGUAGGGUAUGCACCAAUCCCACAUGUCUACGGUAGUUGGUGCUGCCUACCGCGACGACGGCAGCACUGACGAGCAGAAACGUAACCCUGGCGCAAAGGUACACGGUCACGAUGAAAUACCCCCAUGCGUAUGCGUUCUUGGAGUUGGGGACGCCCAGGAAUUGCUGAGACGCCAGAUUCACGACUGCGUCCGACGGAAUGUUAAAGCAGUACGAGUAAUACCACCCAAACACAGUGUCGGCUUGGACGUACGCGCCGUCGGUGCCCAUGAGCGUCACAUCCUCGAACGAGCCAUCGGGGCGAGGAAUGCGUGCCACAAACUUGGACGUCUCCGUGAUGGCGUCGAUGUACAUGGGUUGGAAGGGCACCCCGAGCACGAACGGGGCCCCGAUGGCGACCACCGCCCGCACGUCGAGGGUUUGGUUCAACGGACGAGCGAAGGCGUGUGUUCCUGGGACUUGCAUGAUCAGGGGCACUGGUUUGAUGGAAGCAAAUGUGACGUUGACGACAAAGACUGGCAGCGCAAUCGUCGAUUCCCGCAGCAGCGGUCGCUGCAGAAUCAGGGCUUCGGUCGUCAUGGUCAGAAUGUACGUGAGCGAUGGAUCCACCACAUGCGCCCGGAACGUGGACGAGUCUUGCGUUAAAAUGGCGUCGAACGAGCAGUCGAUGAGCACCACGACGUCGUCGCGGGGCAAGUUUGAGGCCCCCUCUAGCCCCUGAAGCACCCGACCGACAAAGUCGAGAAUGGCCGACGGGGUGUGAAUCUCCCCCAACGUUCCAUCCACGGCACACGCCGUGGUCGAAAACGCAUACGUGGCGUCGCCAGAGAUCGCUGGUACGAGGUACACGACCGCAGUGGGAAAUGUAACAUCGGUCAGUAUGGCGAGGCGGAGGUCGGCUGCGACACUGAUUGGCGAUUGCUUGACAUCGUGGACCAUGGCCAGCAUGUACGGACUUUCGUACUGGGCGUACACCGUCUUGGUGCCGUCGAUGCCGUAGUGUGUCCCUACGAGGGACUGCAACGACGAAGUGCAUCCGGAAAUGUACACGUACAGGACGAGAAUGCCCGUGGCAAACGAGAACACUGCGUGCAGCGAUGAGAACCAACUUCGUCUGGGGCAUUCAAACGACGGGAGAGUUGCAGGCGAUGGAGUUCGCGGCAGUGCUGCUGUCUCCUUGGCUGUGACUACGCGAACGGCCCAGUGGGAGUCGAAGGAUUGCAUGCAAGUGGAGGCGAAAGGGAUGAUGAUGGAUUGUCUUUUCGUUCUAAAUAGGGC